AUGGGUCCGAUCUCAAGUUUUUGGAGCUUCAAAAAGUUCUUUGCAAUAGUCUUCGUCGUUUUCGCUAUCUCCGGUGAGUUCGUCGCCGGGUAUUACAAUCCGAGCCCCUGGAGAUACGCUCAUGCCACUUUCUAUGGCGACGAGACGGGGAGUGAAACCAUGGGUGGUGCAUGUGGAUACGGUAACCUGUUUAACAGCGGCUACGGCCUGGCCACGGCGGCGCUAAGCACGACGUUGUUCAAAGACGGUUACGGAUGCGGCCAAUGUUUCCAAAUAAUGUGCGUGCAGUCAAAACAUUGUUACUAUGGAAACCCAUCGACAGUGGUUACAGCCACCAACCUGUGCCCUCCUAAUUGGUACCAGGACUCCAACAAUGGUGGUUGGUGCAAUCCUCCUAGAACCCAUUUCGAUAUGGCUAAACCAGCUUUCAUGAAACUCGCUAACUGGAAAGCUGGUAUCAUCCCUGUUUCGUACCGCAGAGUACCAUGCAAAAGAAGUGGAGGUAUGAGGUUUCAAUUCCAAGGAAAUUCAUAUUGGCUUCUUAUCUUCGUCAUGAAUGUCGGAGGCGCCGGGGACAUCAAGAGCAUGGCCGUGAAAGGUAGCCGGACGAAUUGGAUAAGCAUGAGCCACAACUGGGGAGCCUCUUACCAAGCUUUUUCUUCUCUCUACGGUCAGUCUCUCUCUUUUCGGGUCACUUCUUACACCACUGGUGAAACUGUCUAUGCUUGGAACGUUGCUCCGUCUAACUGGAAUGCCGGUAUGACUUACAAGAGUAGCGCCAAUUUCCGCUGAUGAAGAUACUCGUGAAAACCCAAAUGGGAUCUCUUCUUUUAUGAUUUAUCCCUUUCUGUUUUUGUUCUUGGGAUGUUUAGAAGUUUCGGUGGCGCCUUUUGUUGUUAUGGCCCGGCUUUAUGUUACACAUCUACAUGCAUCUAUGUAUGUAAUUGUGAUAUAACUCUUCAUAACCAAAGUCAUGAUUAUGAAGUCAACACUACUUCUUGUCCUUUUCGUGUGCGUGUGAUUUCUUUUUUUUCCCACCGAUAUAUCGCAUUUUCCCUUAAGU
Molecule: messenger RNA, 1063 nt
Organism: Raphanus sativus (radish)
Lineage: Eukaryota; Viridiplantae; Streptophyta; Magnoliopsida; Brassicales; Brassicaceae
Product: expansin-A7-like
Exons: 3
Coding region: 1-792 (263 amino acids)
Biological process (GO): plant-type cell wall organization
Cellular component (GO): extracellular region
Source: RefSeq, a predicted model, not a curated record